CCUGGGUCGAAACGGUCGGUCUCGGUAGUGACUAGCGACCUCAACCUUUGUCUAUGGUGGCAUCAGUGCUGUUUCGGCUGUUGUGAAGGCUUGGAAGUGCGCGGCAUAAGCUGAUCUCUCGAGGGUCGGCGCUAAGGUCGGCGCUAUAGGGUCGGCUCGUUUGACUGGUCAGCGGCCAGCAUGUAUUAGCCAAUCUGUGCAGCCGAGGCCAGUGUUUGUGUACCGUCUCAUGCGAGCAGUGCUGCCUGGAGCCGCGAGGGGACGGAGCUCGGCCGGCGUGCUGCAUACGAGAGCCGCAUCAUCGAAGUCAGCGAUGACUUCCCCGAAGGACCUGGAGGACCUGUCCUCGGACGCCAAUGUGCUCAGCCUGGCCUACGGCGGACACAACGAGGACAUUCUCAACAAGGCCAAGGAGCUGCUGGCAGAGUCUACCCGACACGCGCUGGAGGUGGAGCCGCCGACCUGUCCAAACCUGAACUACGGCCCGCAGCUGGGCAGCGACAGGUUCCGCUCGUCACUGGCAUCGUUCCUGUCGCGCCGAUACGGACGAGAGGUGAAGAGCGAGCGGCUGGUGCUCACGUGUGGUGCCACACACGCCCUCCACCUGGUGACGUCACAGCUGUUCAGCGAGGGCGGUCUGGUGCUGGUGGAGGAGCCCUCCUACUACCUCGCCCUGGGGCUGCUCAAAGACGACCUCGGCAUGCGACUGGUGUCCGUGCCUCUGGAGGAGGACGGUCCGAACCUGGCCCUGCUGGAGCAGCAGCUGACCAAGCUGCGGGCCGGCUGCCAGUUCACACCCACACCACGGCGUCCGUUCUGGUGUCUGAUGUAUCUCAUCCCGGACCACCACAACCCGACCGGCGCAUCCAUCUCUGAAGAGAAGCGCCGUGGCCUGGUGGAGCUGGCCAGGCGCUUUGACGUCCUGCUGUUCUGCGACGACGUCUACAACCUGCUGACGUACCCGCCGGCUCGUGUCGGUCCGCUUCUAAUCACCUACGACCAUGACUCGCCUCCGACCCCGGGCGUGACCCCGCCGACCCCAGUGGGUCACGUGGUCUCGGCAGGAACGUUCUCGAAAAUUUGCGCCCCGGGCGUUCGAGUCGGCUGGCUGGAGGCGCCGCCACGCAUGAUAGAGAUCCUGUCAGAAUCGAAGAUUCUGUUCUCUGGCGGUGCUGUGAACGGUUUCAUGUCGUCGGUGAUGGCCAGCGCCAUCCAGCUGGGGUUGCUGGACAAACACCUUGACGGCAUCAUCGCCGUCCUUCAGGAGAAACUGGAGCUGACCUUAGCCUUCCUGGGUCGGACUCUGCCACCGGAGCGGUACCAAUGGAGCGUCCCCUGCGGCGGGUUCUAUGUCUGGCUGUGCUGCCCGUUCGACACAGUCCCGUUCGCCGCCUGGUGUGAGAAGAACCGCGGCGUUCUCGCGCGCGCCGGCGCCGCGUUCUCAGUGAAUGGCAGCGGCUGUCAGCAUCACCUGAGGAUCAGCAUCAGCUACCUCAGCCGAGACACUCUGCAGGAGGCUCUGUCCAGGCUCUGUGACGCCCUGCUCGAGUAUGAGGCAGAACACGGUGGAAAGUGAUGCUGGCAGUGACUCUCGGACGUCACCGGAGGGCGGUGAUGUCUUGUUGGUGUAUGGUGCCGAGCGAAGUGAUAAUUGAUGUCAUUUGUUAACGUAUCCCACGGGUCUGUGACGAGUUUAGAGGCUCUGUGAUGCCUUGGUCGCGUAUGGGGCUAGUGAAGGUGUCUUGCAAUGCAUAUUUACUUGAAAGCUCAAUAAUACAUCCGGUUCUUAUA
Messenger RNA from Amphibalanus amphitrite, 1791 nucleotides. Its product is annotated as 2-aminoadipate transaminase-like. NCBI's taxonomy places the organism in Eukaryota, Metazoa, Arthropoda, Thecostraca, Balanomorpha, Balanidae. The transcript has 9 exons. Gene Ontology annotation, biological process: biosynthetic process. Gene Ontology annotation, molecular function: pyridoxal phosphate binding; L-2-aminoadipate:2-oxoglutarate transaminase activity. The record is from RefSeq and is a predicted model, not a curated record. The coding region runs from base 230 to 1576 and encodes 448 amino acids.